GCUGGAAGGGGGCGGGGCCGCGGCGGCACUGGAAGCGGUCGGCCCAGCACCGUUACGGCAGCUUGGCGCGCGGUGCCCUCUCCGCGUCUCUCCAAAAGGCAUCUCGGCCCCUGUCACCGCCCAGGCUUCGCUGAUGCCCUCCGGCAGGUAUCAGCGCGCCUCCCGAGCGACUGUGGGCGACGUGGGAUCUGGACGAGGGACGCAUGGUGAGCAAGCGCCAGAGCUGCGUGGAGAGCUAAGCCGAGCGGACGUGGGGUGCAUCCACCCACCGCGUAGAAACGCCCACCAAUGCUUUCUCGUUUGGACCCAGACUCCAAUUCGGGAGCAGUUUUGUAGCUGGAUCCCCUAGGAAGAGAAGUUCUAAAGCAGUAAGAAAAUAUUUCAGUUUGGAACACUCAUUUGCAACUGGAAAUGGGGAAUGGACUGUCAGACCAGACUUCUAUCCUGUCCAGCCUGCCUUCAUUUCAGUCCUUCCACAUUGUUAUUCUGGGUUUGGACUGUGCUGGAAAGACAACUGUAUUAUACAGGCUGCAGUUCAAUGAAUUUGUAAAUACUGUACCUACCAAAGGAUUUAACACUGAAAAAAUUAAGGUAACCUUGGGAAAUUCUAAAACAGUCACUUUUCACUUCUGGGAUGUAGGUGGUCAGGAGAAAUUAAGGCCACUGUGGAAGUCAUACACCAGAUGCACAGAUGGCAUUGUGUUUGUUGUGGACUCUGUUGAUGUUGAAAGGAUGGAAGAAGCCAAAACUGAACUUCACAAAAUAACCAGGAUAUCAGAAAAUCAAGGAGUCCCUGUACUUAUAGUUGCUAACAAACAAGACCUGAGGAACUCAUUGUCUCUUUCAGAAAUUGAGAAAUUGUUAGCAAUGGGUGAACUGAGCUCAUCUACUCCCUGGCAUUUGCAGCCUACCUGUGCAAUCAUAGGAGAUGGACUAAAGGAAGGACUUGAGAAACUACACGAUAUGAUAAUUAAAAGAAGAAAAAUGUUGCGGCAACAGAAAAAGAAAAGAUGAAUGGUGAUACCUUUCGUAUCUAUGUGGAGUAGGUUUUCUCUGGUCUGAUUUUGACAAAUGGAAGAGUGUCUACAGCUUGGUUUGCCUGCCUUCCCUCCUGGAUGCUGUUAAAGCUUUGUUUUGUUGAACAGCUGCCCAACUCUGUUGCCCUGUGGAAGAUGAGUAAAUGCUGUGCUUCUUAAAAUGGUCUCUUCUCCCUACCCCACAAAUCUUUUUGGUACUACCAUUUUGGGAAGCCAAGCAAGGAUAGUAAAUUGACCAGAAAACAGUUGUGGGAAUUUGACCUGAAGUUAGUGAAAUAAAACUUUGAAGAACGUC
This is a messenger RNA of Pteropus alecto (black flying fox), 1332 nucleotides long. RefSeq names its product ADP ribosylation factor like GTPase 4A (gene ARL4A). The record is from RefSeq and is a predicted model, not a curated record. Gene Ontology annotation, cellular component: cytoplasm. The transcript has 3 exons. Gene Ontology annotation, biological process: vesicle-mediated transport; intracellular protein transport. Gene Ontology annotation, molecular function: GTP binding; GTPase activity. Lineage: Eukaryota; Metazoa; Chordata; Mammalia; Chiroptera; Pteropodidae. The coding region runs from base 412 to 1014 and encodes 200 amino acids.